Messenger RNA from Bipolaris sorokiniana ND90Pr, 711 nucleotides. RefSeq lists its product as uncharacterized. The transcript is spliced from 2 exons. The record is from RefSeq and is a predicted model, not a curated record. The coding region runs from base 1 to 711 and encodes 236 amino acids. Lineage: Eukaryota; Fungi; Ascomycota; Dothideomycetes; Pleosporales; Pleosporaceae.
AUGCCUCUCGGAGGUUCUGCUGAAUCGAAAGAACAGGCAAAGAAGAAACGCUUAAAGGAACGAUUUCCUGUCCUGGUAGCCACCGAGUUGGCCAGAAUUUACGCAGAAUUUCGAAAAAACCCUAGUGCUGCGACACCUUUCAGGGCGGAUGCACCAUAUUGUAAAGGACCUUACCUACACUUGGUUGAUAUCAAGAUGCACAAGAACGUCCCUGCACAAUCAGUGUACGAGGUGGAGCAACUCGACGACGAAAUGUUGGAUUUUCACUUGAUGGAUGACGACAUGGACAAUGCCGACAUGGAAGAUGAAGUCCGACUCAGUUACCUGGUCCCAUUCCUCUGCCGCACGAACUGCAGUGAUGCAUGCUGCAAAGACGAUAACGAUGAGUUUGAUGAGAUUGAGAAGCUGGUCGAUGCUCCGCCGCCGUCCCUUCUACGGUGGAAGGACGAAGAGAAUCACCCAACUACUUGCCCUUUUUGCCACAAGGUCUUGUUUCUCAAGGAAAACGAUUCCCGCGUCAUACGUAUACCGGAUUCACAAACUGCCAUCCAUGGCACUGAGGCUAGCGAUUGUGCGUCUGCUGAUCAUGGAGAUGGUCAUUCUAUUCAAAGCCACGAAGAUCGUAGUUUGUACACUCGCAACGGAGAUCUGACUUCCAGUGAUGAACACCGGGAUUCCGAUUCCAGCGAAGAUUCAGCUCCCUCGCUCUAA